Dalotia coriaria is the source of this 3613-nucleotide messenger RNA. RefSeq names its product Enhancer of mRNA-decapping protein 4 homolog Ge-1 (gene Ge-1). Lineage: Eukaryota; Metazoa; Arthropoda; Insecta; Coleoptera; Staphylinidae. The transcript has 11 exons. Gene Ontology annotation, cellular component: P-body. Gene Ontology annotation, biological process: deadenylation-independent decapping of nuclear-transcribed mRNA. Gene Ontology annotation, molecular function: protein binding. Bases 183 to 3380 code for a protein of 1065 amino acids. The record is from RefSeq and is a predicted model, not a curated record.
GCAAGUUUGCGGUGUUCGGGCGCCAUUACCGUCAAAUAACCUCCAAUCGAGGUGUGAACCCGCUUCUGGGCGAAAAUUAUUUAUUUAGCUUGUGCUCGUACAAUCAGUAAAUGUUUAAUGUUUGUUUGAAGCGUCACUCGUUCGUUUAGACCGUGAUUACGUUGGAUUUUAAUCGCCUAGACAUGGAUUCCAGUUCGUUAUCAACCAAAGCGAAUUUUACACAGACUAUUAAUUUUAAGGGAUCUGAGACUGAAUAUACUGCUGAGAUAGUUGCACAUGAUGUAACAAUUAGCUGCAGUGAGGGGAAUCACAGCAAAGGCAGCUCGAAAGUGAAACUGAAGAGUGUGGUUGAUUAUAAUUGGGAGUUUAAGUACUAUAUUGGUCAACUGGUUGCUUGUCAUGUUAGUGGCAAAUAUUAUGCAUACACUUUAAAACCUAAAGGUAAAGUUGGAAUGUUGCGAGUCGUAAAUUUAGAAACCGAAGAGCGCGCAUUAGUAAAAGACUUCCAAGGAACAAUCCAAGACAUUUCGUUUGCUUUAACACCACAGAUUAUUUUGGGAUGUAUCGAUAAUGAUUGGAAUUUGUAUGUGUACAGCGUUGACUCAUCCGAUAAUGUUAUGACUUGCAAUUUACUUAUGCACGUGAAGCAUCCCGAUGUUGAUCCGACAAUUGCAAAUUAUCGAGUUAUUUGGUGUCCGUACGUUCCAUCAUUUGGCGAGGAUUCUGAUACGUUGGAUGAUCCAGCAAAACUUUUAGUUUUACUUAAUGGAAGCAAAGCUGAAGUCUGGGAUGUGAGCAUUAUAAAUUCAAAAUAUGGAACCGGUCCACUUGAAGUAAUCGAUGAUAACGACGGAUAUGUUGAGAUUGUGGGUCAUACUAAAGAUAUAAUCGAUGCUUCAUUCUCUCCGGAUGGAACUGCUUUGGCUACAGCGAGCGUUGAUGGUUAUGUGAAAUUUUUCCAAGUUUAUCGUGUAGAGUCUGAAAGUCCGCGGUGUUUGCACCAAUGGCAGCCUCAUGAUGGUAAAGCGCUUUCGUGUUUAUUAUUCUUGGAUAAUAUCAAAUCUUACGCUAUAUCUGAUUCUAAGUUUUGGAAGUUUGCGAUUACUGGCGCUGACCACAACGCAGAAAUCAAAAUCUGGUCGUGUGAAUCAUGGACGUGUCUGCAGACAAUCCGCUUCGAACCAAAUGUGCGCUCCGUCAUUCCGAAUCUCUUCCUGAAAGUAUCCCUGGACAUGUCAGCUGAAUAUCUGUUGAUGUCCGACAUUAAUAAUCAAAUCAUGUACGUUUUACAAAUUCAGAAGAAUGAAGAGGAACGAAUGGCGAGUAUCUCCACGGUUUCGGAGUUUCUACAGCCGGCGUCGAUUUUAAGUUUUGGUAUUGUGAGUGUUGCACGAACCAAUUUGCGAUACUCUAGCAAUGAGGAAUUGUAUGAAGAUAUGGAAGAGUUUGAUGAUGAAACCAGUACGAUUGCAAUUGCAAUCAGAAUGAUUGUCGUGCAACCAAAGAGUUUGCAGGAUUGUACGAUUACUUUCAAGCCGGAGGGAUCAAUGGCUUCAAAUAUUAAAUCUGUUUACGGAACUGUGCCUGAGUUUGAAAGUAAUGGUGAAAAACCGGCGGAGGAGUUGCCUAAGCUGAAUGAUUUGCAAUCUUCUGUGACGCUGCUUAUUCAACAGCAACAACAGCAAAAUACUCAGCCGUUGAAUUUAAUGACCCCCGAUGAUUUCAACUCGCCCAUUAUUAAUUCCAGUCCGAAUAGUGUGCAAACAAUGGAUAUUCCGUCACCAUCAACGAAGAAAGAAAUUCCUAUUUUGGAUGUGUUUCCGAUUUCGCAUGCUAGCGGCGGUUCAAGUCCAAGCAGAGAAGUGCAAGAAAUUUUAUCUCUGAAUAAUGCUAAUUAUGGAAAUCAAGAGUUUGAGUAUAAUAACACCGAAAAAACAGCAACAAAAGCCGGUGUCAUCUGGGGGCGUAACGAUAUCGACGAGAAAGGUGAAACAAGAACCAAAGACGGCGACAACCAAAAGUGGAAAAUGGAGAUGACUGUUAUGCUUUUCAAGAUGCAAACAUUGCUCAAAGAACAAAACGAGCAAAUACAAGAGUUAAAAAUGCAAGCGUUUAAGAAAACCGUCGACAAUGAUAUUUGUAACAUGAUUCGUAAAGAGUUGGACGCCACAAUGACAAAUCAUCAUUUACAAACUACGAAAUUGCUUGAGGGUUUCCUCAAGGAACAGAAACGAAGGGAGACUGAACAAUUGGAUUAUUUAUUAGCGAAUUUGUCGCAACAAUUGAGUAAACAAGUUAUCGAGCAUUUACAACCGUGCAUAUCGCACGAAAUCAAAAUGAACGUGGUGCCGCCCGUGUUGAAUAUUUUCCAGAGUUUGCAAGAUCAAUUGGAUCUGCACUAUAAACAAAAACUCGCUACGUUGGACAAUUUGGUCAAGACGAAUAUUGCCAAGUUGUUUAGUAACAAACAAGUGGCUGAUUCAUUGAGUACUUCGAUUGUUACGAUAAUUAAGCCAAGUUUAGAAUCGUGUUAUAAGGAUAUGAUCGGGACGACUUUGAUUCCAUCCUGGGAGCGUGCGUGUACUACUAUGUUUCAGCAGAUUCAUAAUACAUUUACGCAGGGGACGAAAGAAUAUACUUCUUGUGUGGAGAAUUACAUGGAGCGCCAAAGAAAAGUACAGGAUAAAGGCAAAGAUUUGGUCAAUCAGAUUCAAACAGUGUCCGAAAAUAUGAAGUUAAACUCUGAAAAGUUAACAAACGCUGUUUCCGAAGAAAUCCAGCGACAAAUUAAUAUAUCUUGCGUCGGAAUGCAAGAAAAAUUAGGGUCAAUGAUUUCCGACGUGGUGAAGGACCAAGUUCGACUUGGUUUCCGCACACAUUCCGCGCUUCUGGAGGACAGCGUCGUCAACGCAGUACGAUCCAGGGCUGUGACUCCAUCUCCGCAUGUGAUUGACACACAGAUGCAAAUGUCACAAUUACAAUCGUUAAUCAUCAAAGGCAACAUCGACGCCGCAUUUCAGCAGGCUUUAUCAGCUUCGGCUACCGCUUCCGACUUAUCGUUAGUUUUGUAUGUUUGCGAAAACGUCAAUCCUGAUGAGGUGUUUUCCGACAUUAAAUGCAUCCUUCAGCAGCACGUGCUUCUCAGCUUGGUGCAGCAGUUGGGUGCGGACUUAGCGCAAAAAACCGACGUGAAACUAAGAUAUUUACAAGGAGCUGUUCUCUGUCUGGAUCCAAGUAAUCCUGUGACGCGUGAGCAUGUUCCUCUAGUUUUAACCGAAUUGACGAGACAAUUGAAGAGCUUCAUCGCGUCCAAUCCGACAAACAAAUACGCGACUGGAAUGCGCAUGCUGCUGAUGGCGACGAAGGCGUUCAUCAAGUGAAACUGCUGGGGAGUUGUGAAGACGAUUAUACACUUACAAUGCGAUUACAUUUGUCUUUAUAUGAAAUAUAUUAGGGGUGUUUGAAUGCAUCUUGUAAAGACUGUAUAGUAUUAAUAAGUCUUGUAUAUUUCAACUUUAGUUAAUGCGAUACUUUACAGUUCAUUUUAUUUUUUUAUAUUAUAUUUUAUUCAAUAACAACAAACCAUUUACAAUAUAUUUAUUGGCAUCUCUAA